This is a messenger RNA of Rotaria sp. Silwood1, 1908 nucleotides long. NCBI's taxonomy places the organism in Eukaryota, Metazoa, Rotifera, Eurotatoria, Philodinida, Philodinidae. The record is from the annotation of a GenBank genome assembly.
AUGUCAUUUAAUGAAAAAGAUCAUGAAGAACAUCGUGAUCCUGAAAAAGAAUGUUUUAUGUGUCGUCAAGCAAAUGUCUAUAUAAAACCAAUUGGUAUGCAACAAGAACGUCGUGUAGCACGACGUCAUCCACCAUUAUUAACACGAGCACAAAUAGAAGAAUUAGGACAAAAAAAGAAUUUAACAAAAAAAGAAGCACGAAAAUUAUUACAAUGUUAUUUUCCUGAAAUAAAAAAUGUUAAAUAUUUUCAAUUACAUAAAUAUCAUUCAUGUUGUUAUGAUCCAAAACAUUUAAAUUUAUGUAAAAAUCAUAUCACAGCAUUACAACAUGAACGUGAACAACAUCCAAAUCAUCAAUUUUAUAAACACGAAACAGAUGAAGAUCAUUAUAAAGAAUAUGAAAGAGACGAUGGAUAUCAAAAUAGAGUUAGUUUUGUUAGAAUCAAAAUCGAACCAACUAAAGGAAUACCAACAAGAUUUCUUGCUCCAGCAGCUUUACCCGAAUCAUUAGCUGAUAUGCUUAUAAAACAAGUUAAUCGUCUAGAAAAUAAGAGGAAACCACCAUCAUUUGGUCCACCACCAGCAAAUGUUCUUCAAAUGCGAAAUCUUCCCAAAAUAGAACAGUCCAAUGAUUAUGGUAUUAGUACUUUAUCAGAACAUUGGACAAAUCUUGGUACUGAUGAUGACGAUGAUGAUAAUGAUGACCAUUAUAGUGAUAAUGAUAGUAACGAAGACACUAAGCAUCCUAAUACUACAGAUAGUGGUAUUCGUGGUUAUCAUGGUAACUUUAUGGGACGAUCACGGAUAAGUUAUGAAAAGAAAAUUCAAGCUAAACAAGAAAAAGAAAAAGACAAAUUAUUAAAAAUUAGUACAAAUGAGGAUUUAGUUGUUGAAGAUUUAGAAGAUUUAAAUAGUCUAUUUGUCAAUGAAAAAGAAUCAACAAUAAUUGAACAAACUAAACAGCCAACUAAAAAGAAAAAACGUAAGAAGAGAAGAAAAGUUCGUACUAAUCAUACACACGAUAAACCAAAAUUAAAUCAUUGGGAAAUCAUGGCAUUAGAUCAAUCAAAAAAAGAAACAUGUGGAUGUCGUCAUCAUGUUAGACGACUUGAAGCUAAUCAAGUUAUUUAUGAUUGGUGUCGAUGUAAAGAUCAUCAACAUAAAGAAUUAAAAGAAAAACAAAAGUCUACACCAAUUCCUGAACAACCAAAACAAAUUACUCCAUCUCCAAAAGUACCGAAAGUAGAAACAAAAAACAUUGGUAUUAAUGCAACAGAACCUACAACAACUGAACUUGCUUUAGCUUAUGAUCCAUCAACAGUUGAUUAUGAUGUAAUUCAAGAAGCAGUCUAUUUUCGAACAUCAUCUGGAAGAUUGGUUAAACCGGAAAUAACGAAUUCAUUUACUUAUGAUAAUAUAACAUCAUCGACAGAUCUUAAUCAUCAUAAAACAUUACCAAAUAAACCUCAAGUUUUGUAUAUGACAGUUCAAGGUCAACUUCAACCACUUGAAAAUGAUAGAAACCGUCAACAGAAAAGUCGUUUAUCACCUAUAGGUUCAAUUACUGCAUCAAAUCAAGAAUCUGUAUUUAAUAGUCAAUCAUUCAUCAAUGCUCGAGUUCCAUCAGCAAAUAAUAGAACUAAUGAAGUGAUUCGCGUAACAAAAAAAAACACUCCACCUAUAACAAUAACAGGAGGACUUUAUGGAGACAAUGAUGAUGAUGAAGAGGAAUCAACGGAACGUUUUUCAUAAGUAACAAAAUUAAUCAGAGAAUUGCAGUGUGAAAGUGAUCAUGAAAAUAUAGUUAGAAUAUUCAAAGAAAUUGCAAAGAAAAAUUGGGAUAUGCAUUUUCUAACAAUAAAUGCAAUUGUCAAUUGGGAAUUAUUUCCAACAAAACCACCAUUAUGA